AUUUUGAUCUCAGCACAUGGCCACGAUUAACAAAAUUUAUGCAGGAUUUCAAAAUACAGUAUCCCCGAGAAGUUUGGUUACAGAAUAUCCGUGAAAUAUUAGAUACUACAAAUAAAAAUAUCAAAACCAACUUACGGAUAUUCGAACCUGACAGGAAUGAUUACAUGGAUUACAUGAUGGAUCGUUUUCUCGUAAUUUGGCAAGCAGGGGAAAAUGAUGAGUUUAUUACAACUAGUAACGGAUUUGGAAUCUACGACGGUGUGAAUGGACUCUUACCAUUUUCUAAGGGUCAUUAUGCCUACCGAUAUUAUUACGUUAUUUCUCCAAAGCUAGUGUUGGUACUUUGCACUACUCUUUUACGAGAAGAACUUAGAAAAUAUGUUAAAAUGAAUUUUUUUAAAGAUGUUCCUCAUCCAGGAAUACCGAAAUGUGUUAAAAUAAAUGACGAAUAUAAUCACAACAAUAAUAGAGAUCCACCUACAUUCAUUGAUGCAUUUCUAAGCUCCAUAGGUUUAAAAAUAGAAAAGUGA
This is a messenger RNA of Racocetra persica, 530 nucleotides long. The record is from the annotation of a GenBank genome assembly. NCBI's taxonomy places the organism in Eukaryota, Fungi, Glomeromycota, Glomeromycetes, Diversisporales, Gigasporaceae.